Messenger RNA from Zea mays, 511 nucleotides. RefSeq lists its product as uncharacterized. The transcript has a single exon. The record is from RefSeq and is marked validated. Bases 70 to 324 code for a protein of 84 amino acids. Lineage: Eukaryota; Viridiplantae; Streptophyta; Magnoliopsida; Poales; Poaceae. Gene Ontology annotation, biological process: defense response.
AGAGCAAAGCGUAGUCAUCACCUAUCUAUAGAGAGAGAGAAGAGAGAAGAGAGAGAGAGGAAAUCUAGCAUGGAGAGUGGCAGCAAGAAGGUCGCAGCCUGUGUGUUGGCGCUGCUGCUUCUCCAGCUGAUGGUAGCUCCGACGACGGCGACGGCCCGCUUGCUGCAGCAGGCGGAUACCUCCCCCGUGUUUGGCCUGGACAUCAUCGCGAGGGAGUUUGGCCAUCCAGAUGGAGCCGUCCCCUGUUUUGAAUCCUGUGUCUUCGUACCAUGCAUUUCGUCAGUCGUGGGAUGCCGAUGCGAAAACAAUGUCUGCGUGAAAUAAACUCGUGACGCCGCUGCUACAGUCGGGACGAGGCCAUAUAUCUCUGAUCCCGUUACGUGUGAAGAACCAGCUCCAUCUUUGUAACAAAUUUGUGUUGGGAGAAACAGAAAGACGGUGGUGUUUAACUUAUUGUGAAAGGUGAUUUAAUAAUAAUAUAUAAUAAACGGGAUACGUUGGAUGUGGUGUA